AAUUUUGCCAUACCUUUCUUCACAGCUUCCUGUUAUGGGAGGAGCCUUUAUGGACUCACCCAAUGAGGACUUUAGUACAGAGUACUCCUUGUUUAACUCAUCAGCCAACGUCCAUGCAGCUUCUUCCACGCAGAAUCCACCAGAGGAGACAUCCCGUUCUUCAAAUGAUGCCAUAUUGCUAUGGAUUGCAAUAAUAGCAACAAUUGGAAAUAUUGUGGUUGUGGGAGUGGUGUAUGCCUUCACUUUCUAGGAUGACUGUCACUCCAAACACUGGAAGAGACGAUAACUGCGACAGUAUUUGUUAUGUGUAUGUAUGUAUUUGUGUGUAUAUACAUGUAUAUCUAUAUAAAUACAUUUACGUAGGGACUUUGUUGAUUAAGUGCUGCCACAAUUGUGGAAAUUAAAUGCAAGUCAAUCAUCUUGAAUCUUGAAUCAGAAAGUUUGGAUGUAAUUGAAAAUUUUAUGAAGGUGAGAGCUCUAAGUGAGAAAAGAGCCAAUACCAGUUUUGUAUAGAAAUGUAAUAAAAGAGAGACCAACAUGGGUAUAGUAAAUACAAGGAGAAAGUGAGAUUUAUAUAGAAAGUGCUUAUUUUCUACUGGUUAGAUUUUUCUAGCAGCUCUUCUGCAUUUUGUCAGCUUUUUUGUGCGUUUUUUACUGUGCUAUAAUGUUGUAUGAAAUUGUUCUGUAAUGUUUGCUGGACAUCUUAGUUUUCCAGAUGGACUAAAUGGCCAGCAUUGGCUCAGUUUUGAUGAAGAACAAAUUCAUCAUGUGUGAGUCUUCAGCACGUGCAUACACUGCUGGGCUGUGUUCAACAUCAUGAGUCUUAAAGCCAAGACAGGCAGAUCCAUCCUAUCUAACACUUGCCUUCCAGUAUCAAUUACUGGAUCUGAUAGUCUAUGAAUUGAUGCUAAACCUAUCUGCUGUUUGCAGGCGGAGGCACAGCUAUUGCAAGGCGUGGCUGGUCUGCACACCCUCUGCACUCCAGAGGAGGACAUGUUAAACAGAGCAGCAGCAAAAGCUCCCAUUUCUGUCCAGAGGUACAGGAUUGCAGUGGUUUGUAGGUGUGUCCAUUCCAGGAAACAAAGGCCAAAUUCCAUGCUUUUCAGCUCAUUUCACUGUAAUCCAGACUUACCACAGUGGUCAUGUACUUUCGUAAGUUUAUGGGUGUAUCAAAAGAAUGUGGGGAAAUUAUGAAGGCCAAUUAACAGCAAAUGAUGUCUAUGAGGAAAAUAGCAUUCAAAUAUUGGACACUUCUGUGCUCAUGAGAGAGUGCAAGAGUCAGGUAUGGCCUGGGGUAGAAGCAGCACAAAAAAGGUAGUAAAUGACAGAUAAACAAGUGCUUAUAUUUCAGUAUUAAUAUGUCUCUCUGUUCUGAUGAGGCUCCUGGAAGUGAUUUUCAUAUAGCUUGCUUUAGGUAACAACUCUGAUGAUCAUUUAGAUUUGUUCUGUUGAGGGACAACAUUUUCACUUCAUUGUUCCCAUGAGCAGUUCCUUUUCAAGAGCUGUAUUUUUUCAAAAUAAACUGUAGCCUUCCUUGUUUCAGAGAUUAUAAAAUCUUGAGGGAAAAAAAAAAAACCUCUCUUGGAAAUCUCCCUCUUCCCCCUUAAAAAAUAAACACAAAGACAUAAAAUGUCUGCACUUUGAGAGCAGCAGACAAAUUCUUCCUCUCUCUGCAUGUACUGUAUAGGUUUUCUGUCUCAUGCAGCUACUACCCUAAUUCCAGAAAGACUUCUCUGCAGGAACAAAGACUGUUUUUGAUGCUUGCCUGCCACUGAGCUUGAGGCUGGACUAAGAGCUGCCGAAUGUACAGAGAGGUUAGGAUUAUCUUUUCUCUUCAAAAACAUUGUCCUGCAGGGCUGGUGGACAGUUACUUGAAUCAAAGCAGCAUACCCCAAAUCAGUAUUUAUAACCACUCAGUAGUCACUGAAUAUAUUUUUUUUCCCUCUCUAUGAACUGGCAUUUAAAGUUGGGAAGGGUGCAAACAGCUAGCAGGGGAGAGAAAAAAAACUAAGUUAAUUUGAGGAUGAGAAAAACAAUGACAACUCACUUGAGGAACUGAGCUUCUGUGUGUGUAGUUAUUUCCCUGUUUGGAAGAAGAAUUUUGUGAAGAUGGUUGAGGACAGACAAGAUCUGUGCUGGGAAAAAAGUUUGAGAAGCACAGUUCUGGAAGAUCAGCAGGAGAGAAAGCAAAUUCUAUGUAAUAAAAUAGCUGUAGUCUUAAGAAUGGUAGAAAAAUGAUGAUUUUCACUGUCCUAAGAUAGCUAUUUGUUCCUUCAUAGGCAGAGGAUAAUAAAAAGCAGGGGAGCUGCAUAAAUUGUGUACUUCUCCUGUUCUUAUACUCCUCCUUAUUCUCACUGAGCAGAAAGCAAACUGUUGAGUGAGGUUGGAAGGCUGCAGAGAAGUUUCCAGUGCAGAAUUAAGCAGGAUAAGAUGUGGUGUAAAAACAUGUAUAAUAGGAUCCAUGUAAAUGUUGCUUAAUGUAAUGUACUGUCCCCAACCAUUUCCUGAUACUCUGUUGACUUUGUAAUUGUAUCAAUUACUCAUGGACUUUUCUUUAGUGUUUCUGUAGGCUUAGUUAGGCCAGAUCUUGCAAGCACUGUUUUUGUGUGAAAUGCAAAACAUUUCCACCAUGAUUACAACCAGUUUGACACUAUAGUACUCACCCAUUACUGCUUAAUGAAUUUGCCAGUGCAGUACUUUGUUUAAAUUUCCUAGAAUAUUAGUCUUAGUUCAGUUAGCAAUGUUUGCAUCUCUCUACCAAAGCACUGGACUAAAUUCACCACCCAUGAAGAGCAUUAGAGCAGGAACAGCAAAGAACCACCACUCUGCUAAUGAAACCGAGUGACACUUUUAUGUUGCUUUUCCCAAAGAAAUUGCCCUACUUUCAUGUGAAACUGAUAGUAAUAGCAGGAGCGUUGGAAAACAACGAGUUCUGCCUCUCUUGUCCAGAUCAUUCUCAUACAUAUUUUCAUCAUUACAGGCUGAGUUGUGAAGAAGGACCAGACAGUACUUUAAUUAAAGUAAUUGGCUUGAUGUGGGUGGCAUGGCAAACUGGGUGCAGGCAGCGAGUGCAGGCAUUUCCUGUCUCGCAGUUAAACUGCACACUAACUGUGCAGCUUUUCUGUUGAGAAAAAGUAGCUUUAGGAUGCAGAUGCAAGAAUACUCAUGCAACAGUCUGUGCAGAAUAUUGUCAGGUGUUUAAAGAUCCCUAAAUCACAGUGAGCAGAGCUGGUUCAAACUCUGAUGGUAACAUGCACAGUAUAUUUCCGGGUGUUGUGUUCUGGCUUCAUCCACUACAACAACUUCCAUCUUCUGGGAGGUUAGAGAAGGUUUAAAUUCACCAUUG
This is a messenger RNA of Athene cunicularia (burrowing owl), 3346 nucleotides long. It is a transcript of the gene C5H14orf132, whose product is annotated as chromosome 5 C14orf132 homolog. Bases 35 to 250 code for a protein of 71 amino acids. The transcript has a single exon. Lineage: Eukaryota; Metazoa; Chordata; Aves; Strigiformes; Strigidae. The record is from RefSeq and is a predicted model, not a curated record.